Messenger RNA from Drosophila takahashii, 934 nucleotides. RefSeq names its product lipocalin/cytosolic fatty acid-binding protein Karl (gene Karl). Lineage: Eukaryota; Metazoa; Arthropoda; Insecta; Diptera; Drosophilidae. Gene Ontology annotation, biological process: lipid metabolic process; response to reactive oxygen species. The record is from RefSeq and is a predicted model, not a curated record. Gene Ontology annotation, cellular component: cytoplasm.
AUGGCGCAGUGCCAUCGAAAACAGUGCCAGCGACAACGCAACGGAGAUCGCGCGUCUGAGCCCGCCGGAAGAUUAACGACAAUAAGCCAUUAAUAGCCCCCCUGAUCCGGAAUAAUGGCCCCCCCGAUCAUGGGCAGGAAUGGAGUGAUCCUGCUUUUCGCCUCUUUAAUAAUUAUCCUGGAAAUUUUCACCCCGGUGGAUGGCAAUCUGUGGACGAGGCACAAUAGCAAUGCAUAUCAAACGAGGAGGCGAUCAGGUCCAAGUAACCAGUGUCCCAAGGUUGGCGCUAUAAAGAACUUUGAUUUGGAACGGAUGAUGGGCUGCUGGCACGUGGUUCAGUAUUAUGCUUCCACGGAGGAGCUGCCCGAAUACGCUUGCAUGCGCAGUCACUUUUCCUUCUCCAAGGAAGAUCAACAUAUAACGAUGAACUUUAGCUAUAUAUUCGCGGAGGAUCCGUUGCGUGAAAAGCUUGUAGGCAACAUCACCUGGAUGAUACCCAAGUUCGAUGAGCCAGGACAUUGGCAGCACACGGAGGAUAUAUAUGAGGGCAUCUACAACACGUACGUCCUGGACACGGAUUACGACACCUGGGGCCUGGUGAUGCACUGCGCCGAGAAGAAGAAGCAGCCGCGCUACCUGUCCGCCCUGCUUUUGGCCCGGAAACCGGCUCUGGCCGACAACGAGAUUAGCUUCCUGCGCGGCAAGUUGCCGCAGGACAUCGACGCAUCCUUUAUGUUCGACAUCGGACAGGAGUCCUGCGACCACCUGAUGGAAUCGAGUCGCGACGAUCCGCUGGCCUAUGUGGUGAACGGUCGCCAGAAUGCCAAGGAAAUAUUCAAGAUUGUCAAUAAGCUGUGAUUGUGAAACUAUCCACACAACUAAAGACGUAUUAAUAUGUGUACUAUUUCAAUAAACUUUUCAAUAAAUGAUUAUU